AUGGACUGUGAAGAAACCGAACACGAAAUUCACGAGGCUUUUGAAAUCAAAGAGGACGACGAGCUCUACACGGUUGACAUUUGCCCAUCCAAGAAACAUGUCAUAUUUGGAGGCAAAAGUGAGACUGCCGAGGUUUACAGCUAUGAAGAAGAGAGAGCUAUCACAAGGAUAGAGGAAUUCUCGGAUUCGGUUAUUUAUGCUAAGUUUGUAUCUGAAAAUCGAUUUGUUAUUGUCACUACGGAUGGGACCAUUGCCCUUAUGGAGCAUAGCGGCGACGUUUGCAUUGUUGAUCUGGAGGAGGAUAUUUCUGUUGCAAAAUUUAGUGAAAAGUUGGUUGUGGGUGCAUCUUCAGGUAGAGUGUAUUUGUACGAUGCAUGCUUAGAACAUAUCAACACCCUUGGUGGGCAUUCAUCUGAAAUAAUCAGUGUGGAUUACAAGGAAGGAAGAAUUUUGAGCAUGUGUGCCAAUUAUCUAAUUGCCCAUGACGAGCAGGGAAGAGUGCUUUACACCUUGAAGGCCAGUGAAGCAUAUGCCUUUAAGUACAUCACGUCCGACGUUAUAUGCUUUGCGAGAGAUGGCAAAAUUCAAAUUUUCAAGCAAACUAGAAAGCUAUUUGAGCAUAAUAUUGAAGAGAGAGUGGAGGACGUUGAAAUUGUUGGUAAAAGCUUAGCUGUAGGAGGAGAAUUUGAUUACAUCUUACUUAUCGACACCACCGGUCACUACGCUACAUUUAAAUUGGAUGUUAAAACGGAGUUAACAUGA
This is a messenger RNA of Vittaforma corneae ATCC 50505, 762 nucleotides long. RefSeq lists its product as uncharacterized. Gene Ontology annotation, molecular function: protein binding. NCBI's taxonomy places the organism in Eukaryota, Fungi, Microsporidia, Nosematidae. Bases 1 to 762 code for a protein of 253 amino acids. The transcript has a single exon. The record is from RefSeq and is a predicted model, not a curated record.